Messenger RNA from Heterocephalus glaber (naked mole-rat), 10324 nucleotides. RefSeq names its product 5'-3' exoribonuclease 1 (gene Xrn1). Gene Ontology annotation, cellular component: nucleus. Lineage: Eukaryota; Metazoa; Chordata; Mammalia; Rodentia; Bathyergidae. Gene Ontology annotation, biological process: rRNA catabolic process; nuclear-transcribed mRNA catabolic process. The record is from RefSeq and is a predicted model, not a curated record. Gene Ontology annotation, molecular function: RNA binding; 5'-3' RNA exonuclease activity.
UAUCGAGGGUUUAAUGUUAACAGUUAAAGGAGGUUGGUAAGGAGUUUAUUUUUCAACAGUCUGUCAAAGAAUGCUUUGCGGGGUCGGGGGCGUUGAAACAGGGUCUGGCUUUGUAGUUCAGGCUGCCCUUUAACCCAUGGUGAUAUACCUCCUUCAGCCUCCCGAGUCUAGGAUUAACAGGAGUAUCCCACAACGCCCAACAAGAACGUUUUUAAAGGAAACUGUACUGCAGAUUUACAUUCCUCAGAGAAAAUAAACCCCCCAUCGGAAAUUAAUCCAAAUAAAUCAGACCUUUCCAAAUUAUGUUGAAAAUAGAUUCGCAAUUCCAGGAGGCAGUAGCAGCCAGGACAAAAAUCAGUAAGUAACCUUCUGGCAGCCCCGUACAGUUUUCGUGCUACUUCCCAAUUCGCAGGUAUGGCGGACAUAAACUCUCUCGGAUUUCUAAAAUACCAGCAAGCCCCGGGGAGCCAGCGGGGGCGAGUUAGGAUAAACCCCGCCCCGGGACGCAGCCUCAGAACCUGCCGCUCUAGGCUCCACGGACGCUCUCUAUGGUCGGGCGGGCUGUGUGUUGUCAUCGGCGGAGCGACGGCCCGAGGCGGCGGCGCAGGCCCGGCGGGGCGUUUGGUUUCAUUUUGGCCCUGAGUGGAACUGGUGUUGACGGUCGAGAUGGGAGUCCCCAAGUUUUACCGGUGGAUCUCGGAGCGGUAUCCUUGCCUCAGCGAAGUAGUGAAAGAGCAUCAGAUUCCUGAAUUUGACAACUUGUACCUGGAUAUGAAUGGAAUUAUACAUCAGUGCUCUCAUCCUAAUGAUGAUGAUGUCCACUUUAGAAUUUCAGAUGACAAAAUCUUUACUGACAUUUUUCACUACUUGGAGGUGUUGUUUCGCAUUAUUAAACCUAGGAAAGUGUUCUUUAUGGCUGUUGAUGGUGUAGCUCCUCGAGCAAAAAUGAAUCAACAGCGUGGGAGGCGUUUUAGGUCAGCCAAGGAGGCAGAAGACAAAAUUAAAAAGGCAAUUGAAAAGGGGGAAACUCUUCCUACAGAGGCCAGGUUUGAUUCCAACUGUAUUACACCAGGGACUGAAUUCAUGGCCAGGUUACAUGAACAUCUGAAGUAUUUUGUAAAUGUGAAAAUUUCCACAGACAAGUCAUGGCAAGGAGUUACCAUCUACUUCUCAGGCCAUGAGACUCCCGGAGAAGGAGAACAUAAAAUCAUGGAAUUUAUCAGAUCUGAAAAAGCAAAGCCAGAUCAUGACCCAAACACCAGACACUGUCUUUAUGGUCUAGAUGCUGACUUGAUCAUGCUUGGAUUAACAAGUCACGAGGCACAUUUUUCUCUUUUAAGAGAAGAAGUUCGAUUUGGUGGCAAAAAAACACAGAGGGUGUGUGCACCAGAAGAAACCACAUUUCACCUCCUACAUUUGUCAUUAAUGAGAGAGUAUAUUGACUACGAGUUUUCAGUAUUAAAAGAAAAUAUUACAUUUAAAUAUGAUAUUGAAAGAAUUAUAGAUGAUUGGAUUUUGAUGGGAUUUCUUGUUGGCAAUGAUUUUAUCCCUCAUCUACCUCAUUUACAUAUUAAUCAUGAUGCGCUGCCUCUUCUUUAUGGAACAUAUAUUACCAUCCUGCCCGAACUUGGAGGUUAUAUUAAUGAAAGUGGACAUCUCAAUUUACCUCGAUUUGAAAAAUACCUUGUGAAACUAUCUGAUUUUGAUCGGGAGCACUUCAGUGAAGUUUUUGUGGACCUAAAGUGGUUUGAAAGCAAAGUUGGUAACAAGUAUCUCAAUGAAGCAGCAGGUAUCGCAGCUGAAGAAGCCAAGAACUACAAGGAAAAGAAAAAAUCAAAGGGCCAGGAAAAUUCUGUAUGUUGGGCUGCUUUAGACAAAAGUGAAGGUGAAAUGGUAGUUUCUAAGGAUAAUUUAGAAGAUGAGACUGAAGAUGAUGAUCUAUUUGAAACCGAGUUUAGACAAUACAAAAGAACAUAUUACAUGACGAAGAUGGGGGUUGAUGUGGUAUCUGAUGACUUUCUGGCUGAUCAAGCUGUAUGUUAUGUUCAAGCGAUACAGUGGAUUUUGCACUAUUACUAUCAUGGUGUUCAGUCCUGGAGUUGGUAUUAUCCCUAUCAUUAUGCACCUUUCCUAUCUGAUAUCCGAAAUAUCAGUACACUCAAAAUCCAUUUUGAACUAGGAAAACCUUUUAAGCCAUUUGAGCAGCUUCUUGCUGUACUUCCAGCAGCUAGCAAAAAUUUGCUUCCUGUAUGCUACCAGCAUUUGAUGACCAGUGAAGACUCACCGAUUAUAGAGUAUUAUCCACCUGAUUUUAAAACUGAUCUAAAUGGAAAACAACAGGAAUGGGAAGCUGUUGUAUUAAUACCUUUUAUUGAUGAGAAGCGAUUGUUGGAAGCCAUGGAGACAUGUAACCACUCCCUCAAAGAGGAAGAGAGGAAGAGAAACCGACAUAGUGAGUGCCUGAUGUGCUGGUAUGAUAAAGACACAGAGUUUAUCUACCCUUCUCCAUGGCCAGAAAAAUUCCCUGCCAUAGAACGAUGCUAUACACGGUACAAAAUAAUAUCACUAGAUGCUUGGCAUGUAGAUAUAAGUAAGAACAAAAUAACCAGAGUUGACCAGAAGGCAUUGUAUUUCUGUGGAUUCCCUACUUUGAAACACAUCAAACAUAAAUUUUUUUUGAAGAAAAGUGGUGUUCAAGUAUUCCAGCAAAGCAGUCGUGGAGAAAACAUGAUGUUGGAAAUCUUAGUGAAUGCAGAAUCUGAUGAACUUAGUAUAGAAAAUGUAGCUUCAUCAGUGCUUGGAAAGUCUGUCUUUGUUAAUUGGCCUCACCUUGAAGAAGCUAGAGUUGUUGCUGUAUCAGAUGGUGAAACUAAAUUUUACUUGGAAGAACCUCCAGGAACACAGAAGCUUUAUUUGGGAAGAACUGCUCCACCAUCUAAAGUGAUACAUCUUGGCGAUAAAGAGCAAUCUAAUUGGACAAAAGAGGUACAAGGAAUAUCAGAACACUACUUGAGAAGAAAAGGAAUAAUAAUAAAUGAAACAUCUAUGGUUGUAUAUGCUCAGUUACUCACAGGUCGUAAAUAUCAGAUAAAUCAUAAUGGUGAAGUUCGUCUGGAAAAGCAGUGGUCAAAACAAAUUCUUCCUUUUGUCUAUCAAACCAUUGUCAAAGACAUCCAAGCUUUCGACUCUCGUUUCUCCAGUAUCAAAACAUUGGAUGAUUUGUUUCCUCCUGGAAGUGUGGUGUUUAUGCUGGGGACUCCUUAUUAUGGCUGCACAGGAGAAGUUCAAGUUUCAGGUGAUGUGAUCACAGAAGGCAGAAUUCGUGUGGUUUUCAGCAUUCCAUGUGAACCCAAUCUUGAUGCUUUAAUACAGAACCAGCAUAAAUAUUCUAUAAAGUACAACCCAGGAUAUGUAUUGGCCAGUCGCCUUGGAGUGAGUGGAUACCUUGUUUCAAGGUUUACAGGAAGUAUUUUUAUUGGAAGAGGAUCUAGGAGAAACCCUCAUGGAGACCAUAAAGCAAAUGUGGGUUUAAAUCUCAAAUUCAACAAAAAAAAUGAGGAGGUACCUGGAUAUACUAAGAAAGUUGGAAGUGAAUGGAUGUACUCAUCUGCAGCAGAACAACUUCUUGCAGAAUAUUUAGAGAGAGCUCCAGAACUGUUUAGUUAUAUAGCCAAAAAUAGCCAAGAGGAUGUGUUCUAUGAAGAUGACAUUUGGCCUGGAGAAAAUGAGAAUGGUGCUGAGAAAGUUCAAGAAAUUAUUACUUGGCUAAAAGGACAUCCUGUCAGUACUUUGUCUCGUUCAUCUUGUGAUUUACAAAUUCUGGAUGCAGCUAUUGUUGAGAAAAUUGAGGAAGAAGUUGAUAAAUGCAAGCAAAGAAAAAAUAACAAGAAAGUACGGGUGACAGUAAAGCCCCACUUGCUGUACAGACCUUUAGAACAACAACAUGGAGUCAUUCCUGAUCGAGAUGCAGAAUUUCGUCUCUUUGACCGUGUAGUGAACGUGAGAGAGAAUUUUUCAGUUCCAGUUGGCCUUCGGGGCACCAUCAUAGGAAUUAAAGGGGCUAAUAGAGAAGCUGAUGUACUAUUUGAAGUAUUGUUUGAUGAAGAAUUUCCUGGAGGAUUAACAAUAAGGUGCUCACCUGGAAAAGGUUAUCGAUUGCCAACAAGUGCCUUAGUGAACCUUUCUCAUGGAAGUCGCUCGGAAACUGGAAAUCAGAAGUUGACAGCCAUUGUGAAACCACAGCCAGCUGUAAAUCAAUAUAGCUCAAAUUCAUCAGUUUCUCCUGGCCAUCUCGGAGGCCUCAACCAUUCCUCUCAAUCACUUUUUGUUCCUACUCAAGUAUCUACUAAAGCUGAUGAUGAAUUUUGCAACAUUUGGCAAUCCUUACAAGGGUCCAGAAAAAUUCAGCACUUUCAGCCAUCUAUACAAGAGAAGGGUCCAGUUCUACCUCAAGAAAUAAGUCAAGUAAUUCAACAGCAUAAAUCUGGCUUUUAUGACAACAGUGUUAAGUAUCAGCAAAGAAAACAUGAACCUCACCGAAAAUUUAAAGAAGAGUGUAAGAGUCCUAAAGCUGAGUGUCGGUCACAAAAAAUGUCCAGUAAGCAGGCUUUUGGAGGGUCUGCCAAAUGUAAUAUUAAGUUACUGAAGAGAAAUGAACGUCCUGAAGUCUCAGAAAUCCAAAAGGCUGUGACUGGUUACCCAAAUGCUACUGAUAAGCCUAACUCUGGAAUUGAGAACUUUUUAGCAUCCUUGAAUAUCUCUAAAGAAAAUGAAUUACCAUCAUCUCAUCAUGGAGAGCCUCCAAAUGAAGAGCAUUUGUCUCCACAGUCAUUUGCUAUGAAGGGAACACGAAUGCUUAAAGAAAUUCUAAAAAUUGAUGGUUCUGACACAGUGGACCCUAAGAAUGAAAUGAAACGAUAUGGAAAUGAAGUUACUGUUUCUUCUAAUAGAAGAGAUGAAUAUGGACUAUCCUCACAGCCUAAACAAAAUAAGAAAUUAGCGCCUUAUAUGAACAAGCUUCACCGUGCCAAUGAAUACCACAGUAUUCCGUCUGUGGACAGUACGUGCUGGCCUAUUCCCAGCCAGGUCUCUUCUGUGUCCACACCAGUAACUGAACUUGCUCGAAUUUGUUCCCUUGUUGGGAUGCCACAACCAGAUUUCUCCUUUCUGAGAACACCUCAGACAAUGACAGUUUGCCAGGUAAAAUUAUCAAAUGGUUUACUGGUGCAUGGGCCACAGUGCCGCUCUGAAAAUGAAGCCAAGGAGAAAGCUGCACUUUUUGCUUUACAACAACUGGGCUCCUUAGGAGUGAAUUUUCCUUUGCCUCCACCACUAUUUCCAAAUUAUCCUCCUGCUAUACCACCUGGAACCAUUCCUCCAGUUUUUCCCCAACCUCCUGCUAAUAUAAUGCCUUCAUCACCUCGUCUCUUUGGCUCAGUUCCGUGGGGUCCACCAUUGCCAGUUCCUGGAAAGCCCUUCCAUCAGACUCUGUACCCUGGGGCUGUGCCCACAGCUGGAGGAAUAAUGCCAGGUGGUGCGCACAAUCAGUUCAUACCUUUGCAGGUCAUGAAAAAAAGAGUUGCAAACAAAAAGAACUUUGAGAAUAAAGAAACCCAGAGCUCUUCUCAAGCCACCCCAACACAGACUAGCAAGCCAGGGUCUUCUGAUAUUGCCAAAGUGACUGCACAGGAAAGUUCAUCAGCCCCUUUGAACUCCUCUCAGGUUGCUCAGGCUGCAUCUUCUUUUCAAGGUGAAACUGCCUCCCACGGCAGCCAUAAUGCACCUCACCAGAAGGCAGCACCAAGCUCUUCUUCAAGAAGAAGAUCAAGGAAACUGGCUGUCAAUUUUGGCGUUUCUAAACCUUCUGAAUAAAUUUGGAACUUGGGAAUUAAUUUCUUUUCUUCCCAUCUGCCUUUUUAUAAAUCCAUAUCUAUGUCUCUUAGAAAGUUAUCACACUUUUUUAAAAGUAGGAAACCACAGUCUUUAUAUGGAGCUGCUUAUGUACUAUUUUUAAAUAAUAUGUUUAAAUUGAAUAUUUGUAAUUUUUAAGUUGUAAGGCACUUUUCAUGCUAUUUAAGACUGUAUCAAAUUGUGCACUUUAAAUAUGUGCAGUUUGUUGUAUGUCAAUUAUACCUCAAUAAAGCUGUAAAAAAGGAAAAGAAAAAUGACUAAACCAAACCUUGUGUUAAAAUGAGUGUCAGUGGGCUGAGCAUUAAAAUGUGCCACUCUAACCAUUGGCCUCCUCAUUAGAAGCAUCCUUGAAAUAUGAAUUAGACAUCAUGUUAGCAAUAAUUAUAAACAUAUUUAUGCUGUCAUUGAGGGAUAAUUGGAGCAUGAAAAUUGGGCCUCAAAUAUAAUUUACUGGAUGUGGAUUUAUUUUUCUUAAAAAUUAUCAAAUGAAUGGCUCUUAUUUAUGUCUGUUGUGAUUCAUGUUCUGUUAUCUCUGAGGGUCCUUUAGACCUGCUGUGAAGUGAUCACUCUGGUUGUGGUGCUGCCAGUUUCAUUUUAUUCUACAUUUUGUACCAAAGCAACUUUAGAAUACUGAUCAGAAUACUUCAUCCAAUUACUCAGAACUAUAAAUAGCAAUCUAGAUUUGAGUAAUUACAAUUUUUUCAAUUAUUGAAGAACCGGCAUUAGUAAUUCCUAAUAAAAUUGUUUCAAAAUCUACAGGGUACAAAUUAAUCUUCUAGUAGAAUAAAUAUUAGUCAUGUUGUUCAUUAAAAGAAAUUGUUAUUCUUUUGUAUAGCUUUUUAUUUGCCUACUUAACAUAUGUGAGAGCUCAUUUUUGGUCCAUGUGUAGUGCUCGCUAGAACUGAUGUAGUUCUAAACGUUUUUAAUUCCAAGGUGUGCUAUAAUACAAUCAUCAGUUUGUGAUGUACAUUAUUUACUGCCUGUCUUGUUCUGUAUUUUAGCUUUAUGCUGAACUAUUCAGUGAUGCUGGCAUUUUGUCUUGCACGUCAUGUGUGGAUGUGUGUUGUUAAAACUAUUGAAAUUAUAGAAUUUAAGACAAUUUCUCAGUGGUACCAGGGUGUGUGUGUGUGUGUGUGUGUGUGUGUGUGUGUGUGUGUAACCUUUUAGUUUUUAUGAUAUGCUUAGUUUUUGAGGAAGAAAGUUAUAUUUUAUGCAAAGUGGGAACCAUAGUCUUCAUAUGGAGCUGCUUAUUAUCAUAUCUGAUUUCAUUUAGCUCAUUGAAAACUGCAGUGAUUCUUAAAAUCAACUCUGUUUUUUAAAAUACUGGCAGUAUACUAAAUGAACUUCUUUCUCUGAUGAUUUUAGUUUCUCUAAAUGUUAGCAGGAUAUUUAUAUAUUAGUAGUCCCUUUAGCAUAUGAGAAUAAUGAUCUUUAUCUGUUAUUUACUAUAGUCACUUUUUGAGAUUUUGGUUUUUUCCUAGUAAUUUCCCAGGUUCAGAUGUUUGUCAGUUUUCAGCAUUUCAUUCUCUUUUUCUGUAGUGGGGUCUUGAGGAAUGAGGCUCAAGUAUGUAAUUCUCAGUGUUCAUUGUCUCACAAACUGUGUUAAAAGGAAACAUUUACUGUGAGCAUCAAGAGUUAAAUUGUGACAAUAAUGUUAUGUUAACCUCUUGCUCCUUUAAAGUAUGUAAUCCAAUAUUUAUCACUUCAGCUAGCUACAAACUCCAGCGUACAAGAACUGCCUCACUCGUCACACCUCUGUGACUGCCUUUUUUUUUUUUUGGUGCCAGGGAUUGAACUUGGGACCUUGCACUUGCGAGACAGGUGCCAGAACCACUGAGCUAAAUCCCUGGCCCCUCUGUGACUGCUUUAUCAACAAUGUACAGCCCAUAUUUGAGAGCGCAUGCCAUCUUCUGAAACAGCAGAGAAAUUUUAGUAAAAACAGUGCUAUUAAACCCAUCAGGAUACUUCUCCAAUAUUUGAGUAGAGCAAGCUAAUAAUUCUACGUGGAUAAUAAAAGAGCUUUACAGACUUUUUUUAAAUAUUCUAAAGGUCAAACUUAAAGAGAGAUUAAAAUAUGAAAGAGCUCUACAAUGGCUGACAGUGGUCAGGUAUUCACUAUUCUCUUCCCCUUAGGGCCUAUUGCAGAUGUGGGGUGAUAGCAAUGAGGUGCAGCAGGGGCCAUUUUUACUGUGUCAUGGUACUGAGGAGACUGGAGCCGUUGAUGGUCAUGCUGGGGGUGUCUAGUGCAGCUCAGAAAAACAACUGGACUUUGGGAAACUUAGUCUUUCCUUUUUAGAUGGGACAGAUUGAGACUACCACCAAAGUUUAAAAAGAUGCUCGUUCAACUUGAAUCUGAUGGGUUUUUUAAAUGAUGGACUAUAUCAGACACAGAAGAGGUAGAGUCUCCAAAUUGCUUCAUGUUUCCACAUAACUAGAGUACUUGAAUCUGUUUAAACAUUUCUCUCCCUACUGAAACAUUACUUCUAAAUAAUCUUGUUCAAAAAGUCUUUUUAAGAAAAUUACAUGAAUUCUAGAGAUAGAUUCUUCCUGUCUCACUGUUCCUUUGUACAAUUUCCUGCAUUACCUCGGUUUUAUAAUUUGAUCUAAACAUCAUGUAGAAUAAACUCUUACAUCUAAGACUGAGCUGCAUGAAAAAUUAAAUUCACUUCUAUUGAAAAUUUUCUUGCCUUUCCAUGAAAGAUUGGAGCGAGCUUCUCUUCUUUCUUUUUCUUUCUUUCUUUCUUUCUUUCUUUCUUUCAUUCUUCUUUCUUCCUUUCUUUUCUUUCUUUCUCUUGAUGGGAACGAUGAAGAACUAUUGAUGCAACUUUUUUGUUGCUUAAUUCCUUUUCUGUAAUCAAGUAUUUGCUUUGGUUUUAGGCUAAUCUAGAUUCUUAGUUUUGAGAAAAGAUUUGUUAGGAAGAGAUGAUUGUGAAUGGUAUUUUUAAAAAAAUCACAAGCCAGGUGUGGUGGUACACACUUGUAAUCCCAGCACUUGGGAGGCUGAGGCAGGAGGAUAGUGAAUUUGAGACCAGCCUCGGGGCCAUAGGGAGUUCAAGCCAUCCUGGACCGUGUACCAAGACUCUGUUUCAAGAAACAAAACCACAGUAGUUGUCAUUUUUCUAGAGAUGCUCAUAGUAUGCCAACUGGCAUUGUUCCAUAUGUACAUGUUAUAAGCUUUUUUCAGUGAGACAGCCUUUUUUGCAGGCACUUCCUUUAUUAAUCAGUAUAAAGUUUAAAAUUCUCGAACUGUUUUCAGACUGACUUAAUUCCCAUUUCCAACAAAAUUCUCUAUCUUCUGCCAGGGAACAACAACAGUAAGAGAUAGAUGAAACAGAUAGCACCAGGUCUCCAGCAACAGCCAACAGGCAGGCCCUAGAUUUCGUUGUUAGUGUCCUGAGGUAACAACUCAGACAUCACAGAUCCUUCAUUCAGAAAGCAAAGAAAAAUGCAUAAGAUGGUUUUACUAGUCAAAAAUAUCGACAAUCCAUAUCUGCUUUUGUGUUGUGUAUGUGUGUGCGUGUGUCAGUGAACAAUAAUAAUGCCUUGCUCAGUCAGUGCAUUCAGCUAUCUCAAGUGCAAUUUGUGAAGGAGACUGUGGUUUCCAAUGAUACAUUUUUUUUACAUAAACCUGUAAAAAUUAUUUUUUUCCAGCAGUAUACUACUUGAUGCUAUUGAUUAUUUCAGCAUUGGUAUAUUAUUAACUUACCCAGGCCAAAUAAUUAAGUUUCUGUAGCUGUUUUAGUAAUUUGAAGGCAAAUUCUCAUGCUCUUUCUCAUGAAUUGACAAGAAUGAGCAUUUGGUCCACAGUUUGCUUUAAGUUCUUUUAUUCCUUUUCACUACAAUUAGGGGUUUUUGUGUUUGUGCUUUUUUGGAUUUUCUUGUGGGUUUUGGGUUUUUUGCAGGGUUUUUUUGUUUGUUUUCAUUUUGGCCUCAAGUAUCAUUUCCUUUUGCUUGCAUCAGAUUGCUUGAGUGUUUUCAUCUAUUUUGAUACAUGCGUAAUAGAUUGUGUGCUGUGUCAGCAGUGUCCAAUAUUCUAUUCAUUUAAACAAUAUAAUUAAGUAUAAUUCAUGUACAUCUUAAUUCUUUUUUUUCUCAAGUAUUUUAUAAGUAACUGGAAUUUUUCAUUAGAUCUUAUACAGAGCAGUAUUUUAUUAAAAAUUCAAAAGGGAAGACUUAUGUGUUCAUUUUGUAGUUUUUCUGUUUUUAAAAUAAUCUUUACGUGGUCUGCCAAUUAAAGUUUUAAAUGCAGUGGAAUGGACUGAAUGUAUUUUUGUGUUGUAUAUUUGUAAAUUUCCAUCAUGAAGUUAGCCUCAAAAUCCUGUGCAAAGGGAUUUUAAAAUGAGUCACUGAAAGAAUUUAAGCAUAUAUUAAAUACUCUAUGAAUUUUAAUUAAAGAUUUAAGAAUAUUUCGUAA